Xyrichtys novacula (pearly razorfish) is the source of this 3490-nucleotide messenger RNA. The record is from the annotation of a GenBank genome assembly. NCBI's taxonomy places the organism in Eukaryota, Metazoa, Chordata, Actinopteri, Labriformes, Labridae.
AUGGGUUUGGGGUGUCUCGGUUCAGCGGUGCUCUUCGCUUCUUUGACGGCUCUUGUCGGCGUCUGCUCCGCCGGUUCGGACGCGCCCCGGGGAGUCGCGAUCGGGUUCGUUUUCGACCCCAAAGCGACGUGCGACCCACCGUGCAGACACGCAGGGAUCUGCAUCCGAAACAACACUUGUUUCUGCUCCAGAGGAUACGAGGGAGAGACCUGCCAGUAUGGUGAUGUUAUAAACUUUGUUUCUACAUUUACAGUUUAGUACAUAAAUCUGCUUUAACAGCUGAAACUACAAGAAUACACCUGGCUUCCAAUUGGCUCUGUAUUUUACAGUAAUGUGCAGUUUAAUGUAUUUUUCUCGAUUUGUGGACAAUCAAAUAGAAGAAACCUCUUCCUGAGUCCUGCAGACAUGCUUACACCCAUUAGAAGACAUACAAAUGUAGAAAAAACUGCAUAUUUAUCAUCAUUGCAGCUCUGUUAUAACUUGCUUUCAAGUAGGAAAAAGCAACUCAAUUUGAAUAACUGAUUUUUUUUUUUUUAAAUUGCAAUUGAGGUGUACUAUAAACUAUAAACAAGAAAUGUCAAACUCUUGUUUCUUUGUUGAAUACAGCCAACUGUUUCCCCAAGUGUAAGAAUGGAGGAGUGUGUCUCCGUCCUGGUAAAUGCAGAUGCCAGCCUGGAUAUGGAGGAAGAUACUGUCACAAAGGUGAGAGCGGGUUUAUUUACAGUGACUUCUUUUAGGAAAUAUCAUUUUUUUCUAACAGUUUCAGUGAAUCUAUUUUGGAUUAUAAAUCAUCCUCAAAAGGACAACAGCUCACUUCAGGCUUACUUUGCUGCCUUUACCUGAUGUAUUCGUAUAUAACCUGAGUUAAAACAGCCAUACUUAAACACACAGCUGUCUUUUGUUUAAUUUGGCAUGUUUAAAUCCCUCCAGAUUAUCUGUCAGAAAGCAGCAAAGCUAAUCAGGAAUAAAACUACAGCAGUAGGUCAGCAAGUUCAGGAAACAUGUCUCCAGUAGUUAAGUCCUUAUGUACUUUAAAUUGUUUUAUAACUGUGCAUGAAAUAAGAAAAUCUCUAGGGAAAAAGACACUCGACAGCAAUUCUUCAAGCUGCCGGAGAGCUUAUUUUAACAUAUCCUAACAUCAUCAAGGUCAAACAGUGGACUAUGGCGAGCCAUCUGCUUGAGUCUGAGAUGUGAACGUUUGUUUAUCUGCUAUCAACUGAUUGAUUAAUUGUAUUCAGGAUAAAACUGAAGGGCACUAAAAGGACACCAUACAAUAGUCUCAUUUGUGUUAUACCAUUAUGUCAAACUAUAAAGACCAGAUUUGUGUUUCUCCAACAGUGUUACUCACUUUUAUUGGGGAGAAUUCCUUCGAACUUUUUCUAGACUAGUGUUCCCCAACCUGGGGUUGCAGCCCCAACAAGAGGUCAUAGGGCAAGUAACUUAACAGGAGUCAGAAAUAGAUGCAAACUUUUGAGCUAGAUCUUCCAAGUCUUGUUUCUUUUUACAUGAUGUGCCUAAACAGUUAAAAGUGAGUUUUCCUGGUAUCUCGUCUAAACAUUUAACAGGAAUAUGCUGUCUGGGAUUUAUGAAUUGUCAAGUAUCACAGCUUACAGUUGUUGAGCACAGGCCAGGUGAAGCCACCGCACCGCUGAUUUGUGUGAUCUGUGUGUGUGUUUGUUGGCAGUGACGUGCGAUGGCGGAUGUUGGAACGGAGGCGAAUGCUCGGCUGUCAACGGUGUGGCCAAGUGCAUCUGCCCCUCAAGCUGGAGCGGCUCAAAAUGCCAAGAGGGUCUGUUUAUAGCGGAAUCUAAUUACCCCAUUAACACCACAGGUCAAAGUCACCAAAUGGAGCCACUCCCUCAGCUGCAGCCAUUCAUCAGCAGCUAUCACCUACUAACAACAUUUUAAAUGCUUUUCCAGCUACAACUUACUGACACAACCACAACCAGCAUUUGGUCCUCUGCUGCACUUGGUCAUAUUAGGUGUCAAAGUUAAAAACCUGUGAUUGAUGAUACACCUAUUCUUAACAUUAAAAUUUGAUUUAGACUUUGCAAAAUGCUGAAUCUUAUUUAUGAGGUUACUUUUCAUAUAGUGGAAAAGCAAAUUAGCAGGAAAAGUUGAUUACACCCAGCAAACUUUAAAGGACAGGUUAACACUUGCAUGAGUUAGCCUAAAUCAUAAGUGUCCAUACGAAUUGAGCAUACUGCUAGUUCAGACAGGCUUCAAAGCAAUACUAAGCUGACAGUGCAUCAGCUAAUCAUGACACCGGGAAACAGCUGAUUACCACAAAGCAAAUCCAAAACUAGACAUUCUAUUUAAACAAUUUUGCAAUCUCUGUUUUCUAAGCUGUGUCGGAUUUUACCAGAAUCAUAUGUAUUGUAAUUGUCUUGUAGACCUCUAAUAGAUGUCUAUAUGUAGCCUAGACGACUGGUCUGAAAUCAGGCUACCUCAAGUCUAAAAAUGAACUUUUUUUAGACGUCUAAAUUUGGACUAAGUCUAAAUCCGGGCUAUAUCUAUACUACACUGUAUAUUGCUCAACGGCUAUCAUAAUUAUUUUGGUUCAGUACUUGGAGAUCAGUUAUGCAACUCACAGUUGCUUUUUGAAAUAAAUAGUUAUCGAAUAAUGGGUUAAAGUGAAACGUUUAAAUUCCAUCUAAAAAUAUACAGAAUCUAGACGAUUGAAACUAGGUCUAAAAAAAACUAGACGUCUAAUAGCCGUUUAUUGCUCAGUGGGCAGGAGGUUGCCUGUCUUUGCUGCUUCUCUACCUGCCUCGGCUUUUCACAUAUGCACAGACCCCUGUUUUGAGUAUGAUAUUUGGCAUUUUACCAGUUUUGUUUACUUUUCUGUCAGCUAGUCUGAAUUAAGUGUAGGGAAGCUCAGUAAUGUUUCAUUCACCAAAACUGAAGGUUUAAACUUCUCCUGGGCUGCUGAAAUGUCUUUUCAUGUUCUCUUUUGUUCUGUUUGCAGCCAUCUGCCCUCAAGGCUGCAGGAACGGGGGAAUCUGUGUGGCUCCAGGAAUCUGCAGCUGUCCAGAGGGAUGGCUGGGUGGUGCUUGCCAUACUGGUGAGAUCUUUAAGUCAACGCACUUUAACAUGCCUCAGUGCACUUUACAAGCAGCAUUUCUUUUGUGUCCUUUCUCCCUCUUCUGCUUGAUCAACCCUCCUUCAGCUUUUUUAUACUCCUACUUUCCCUUUAUUUAAAUUAGAGUAACAGCCGCACAGUUUUGUCUAAAGGAAAGUUUUCAGCAGCUCAGUGUUUUUCCAGAUGUGAUAAAACUUGGACACACAAAACAGUUGCUAGAUUACCAGUUUUAAGAUCUACAGCUGUCACCCUGACUACCUUUUUUGUUUCUUUUGUCUGUUUUGUCUCGCUGUAGCCGUGUGCUCUAAACCUUGCCUGAAUGGAGGGAAGUGCAUUUCUCCAGAAACUUGCCGCUGUCGCCCCCCUUUCUCCGGCCCUCGCUGUGAAGAGAGGAAAAAGUCCCACUAG